This is a messenger RNA of Pelobates cultripes (western spadefoot toad), 327 nucleotides long. The record is from the annotation of a GenBank genome assembly. Lineage: Eukaryota; Metazoa; Chordata; Amphibia; Anura; Pelobatidae.
AUGAGAGCAUCUAGGCUCCGCAAAGACCUUCCAGCCCAAUACAACUCCAUUCAACUAUAUGCAGAUCUCUCUGCCCAAACCCUGAAAAAAAGGAAGGAGUAUAAGGAAAUAACAGAUGCCCUCCGCUCCCAUGAGGUGCCCUAUCGCUGGGUCCACCCAGUGCGUCUCCUCAUACAUAAAAAUGGAGCUAUGCACGUUAUCACCUCUCUGGCGGAUGGACGGAAAACACUGCAGAAAUGGGGUAUACAAUCCCAAAACCAAGCAAGAAGCGGCAACGACCCACAACCGAGUAAGCUUACAGCCGACUGGAAAAGAGUACGUAACUAA